Nothobranchius furzeri (turquoise killifish) is the source of this 2678-nucleotide messenger RNA. Its product is annotated as potassium inwardly rectifying channel subfamily J member 10. Gene Ontology annotation, cellular component: plasma membrane. The record is from RefSeq and is a predicted model, not a curated record. Gene Ontology annotation, biological process: regulation of monoatomic ion transmembrane transport; potassium ion import across plasma membrane. Gene Ontology annotation, molecular function: inward rectifier potassium channel activity. NCBI's taxonomy places the organism in Eukaryota, Metazoa, Chordata, Actinopteri, Cyprinodontiformes, Nothobranchiidae.
UCCUGCCACUCUGUGAAGAAAUGCGGGCAGGGAGAUCGCGGGCUUUGGGUCCGAAACGAGAUCCUGAUGAGCCAAUGAGUGUCCCCAUAACUCUCCUCUGUGGCGUACAGUAUCGGGAGGCGCAGGCAGCUGAAGUAACCCCUGCAGUCCUGUGAGCAUGCGUAUGACAACAAAGACGACAUGGAGACCAAAGACUGAGGCUCCGGGCUCCUGAAUCCUUUCUGCACGUGUCAAUUAGGCAACAGUCUGCUCUGAAACGAUGACUUCUGCCACACCGCCCUGCUCUCGUAGCUCCUCCCCUCAUAAGGUUUGCCACUCCCAGACUCAGACAGAUGUUUUAAAACCCUUACUGGGUGGUGGCGCAUCUGCUGGGGGCGGGACUUUGAGGAAACGGAGGCGCAUCCUCUCUAAAGAUGGACGAAGCAACGUACGAAUCGAGCACGUCAGUGGGAGGGGCGCCCUCUACAUGCGUGACCUGUGGACAACCUUUCUGGAAAUGCCGUGGCGGUACAAGUUCUUCCUGUUCACAGCAACGUUUGCAGGAACCUGGUUUCUGUUCGGGGUCGUGUGGUAUCUGGUGGCUCUGGUCCAUGGAGAUCUGCUGGAGUUUGACCCCCCGUCGAACCACACCCCCUGCGUGAUGCAGAUGCAGACCCUCACCGCAGCCUUCCUCUUCUCUCUGGAGUCCCAGACCACCAUUGGUUAUGGUUUCCGCUGCAUCACAGAGGAAUGUCCAGCUGCUAUAAUCCUCCUCAUCCUGCAGCUGGUCAUCACCAUGCUGAUGGAAAUAUUCAUCACGGGGACCUUUCUGGCCAAGGUUGCACGGCCAAAGAAGCGGAGUGAGACGGUGAAGUUUAGCCAACACGCUGUUGUUUCCACCUAUGAGGGCCAGCCCUGCUUGAUGAUCAGGGUGGCCAACAUGCGCAAGAGCCUCCUGCUUGGGUGUCAGGUGACAGGAAAACUCCUCCAAACCUCCCAGACAAAAGAAGGCGAGACAGUUCGUCUGGAUCAGAGAAACGUUCCCUUCCAGGUGGAUACCGCCAGCGACAGUCCCUUUCUCAUCCUUCCCCUCACCUUCUAUCACGUCAUUGACGACAACAGCCCGCUGAGAGCCUGGGCAGCCAAGGGUGGUGGCUGGACCGAUCCAGAUUUGGCUGAUUUUGAACUGCUGGUUAUCAUGAGCGCCACAGUGGAGCCAACCUCUGCCACCUGCCAGGUCCGCACCUCCUACUUGCCAGACGAGAUCCUGUGGGGAUAUGAGUUCCCACCUGUAGUCUCCCUCUCCAUGUCGGGUAAAUAUGUAGCAGACUUUUCCUUUUUCGAUAAAGUGGCCAAAACCAAGACCACCCCCAUCUUCAAAUCGAGUCCCCUGCAGGGGUACCAGAGCAACGGAGGAGGGCCCGUGUCCGAGGUGUCGGACCCAGAGAAGAUCAGACUGGAGCAAGUUUACAGGGAGCAGCGAGGAGAGGACCGUGUUCGGGUCAGAGAUGGACCUCUGAGUGUUCGCAUCAGCAACGUGUGAGCAGAUCAGCUGGAUUUUAAGAGAGACUAUAAAUCAGUAGCUCGUGAGAUAAAUAUCUCUGAGACUUUUUAAAAUGAGGAUAACACUUAUGGAAAGUUGGAAAGUUGCUGCAAGAAUAGACUAGUUUUUAUGAGAUUAUCCCCACUUAUUCUUAAAAAAAAAAAAAAACAAGAUGGAAUGGAAACCUUGGUGGGUUUGGUCCAAAUGACAAAUUACCCCAUGAGGGACUUUAUCGUCCAAAAGUGAGACGGGUUGAUAGUUUCUUUUUAACGUUUCAUGGGUAAAUGUGUAAAACGAGACUAGGAGGCAGGAAGAAGAAACACCCACCUGUUUCAAAGGAAGAUUACUUGAAUCCUCCUCCAGGGUCUAUGUAAAUGUGUGGGUACUAUAUCAGACAUUAAAUAAUCCCCGAAGGGAAACUUUAUGCAAACAGAAAUAUGUGUUCUGGCAGAAAAUCAGAUGUCUCUUGAGUUUUUAUGGUUAAAAAAAAGUUGACGAAUUUCACCCCCAACUUCCUCUUCAGCAUUUCAAGAGUAUUUUUACAUUUCCUGUUGAAAAAGCUCUGUAGACAGCUCAGAAUGUCUGCUAAAGUCCUGUUUAGCUGCACGACAGAGGAGAUUUUUCUGUAUGGUUGUGAUCAUUCUUAAAUACUAUAGCACUUUAGACACAUGAUGUACAUUUGCACCUUCUGACAGUCUGUUGGCUACAUGUUGAAUGUUAUUUGAGUAAAAACAUGAAAAACUACUAAAAGCAAAAAUAAAAUCAAAAAAUGUAAAUAAAAUCCGCUUUUAGGCUCUGAGCUAAACUGAUGACACUAAGUUCCCAGAUGUUCAGAAACACCAGUAUGCCUCAAUGAAAAGACCAUCUGGUGAUGAGGGAAUGUUCAAAGUCUUUUUUUAGAGGCAGAGGUGAUCAGUUCAAGUCUUUUGAGUCACUAACACUUUAUCAGAUCCUGCUUAGUUUUAACAUGACAACGAGUUGUGAGACCUUCAAACAAGACCUUGAUGUUAGAAAUGAGAAGAAAAGAUGUGAUUUUUAAAAGAGUAAAAACUUUUUGUCAUAUUUACAUGAAACCUUGGGCUUUUCGUGGUGUUUGAGUAGAACGCCUCAAAGGGACAACCUGAUAAAAACUGACUUAAUAAAGUUUAUUAUUACA